Messenger RNA from Colletotrichum graminicola M1.001, 1239 nucleotides. Its product is annotated as eukaryotic aspartyl protease. The transcript is spliced from 2 exons. Gene Ontology annotation, biological process: proteolysis. The coding region runs from base 1 to 1239 and encodes 412 amino acids. Gene Ontology annotation, molecular function: aspartic-type endopeptidase activity. NCBI's taxonomy places the organism in Eukaryota, Fungi, Ascomycota, Sordariomycetes, Glomerellales, Glomerellaceae. The record is from RefSeq and is a predicted model, not a curated record.
AUGUUGCGUUUCCAACGCUUGUUGGCGCUGCUUGUCGGCGCACUGCUUUCCUCUCUUUGUCUCUCUGCACCCGCAGGUAAUGGACAGGCAAAGACAGCCAAAGGGGCAACUGGGGUAGUCCAGUUGCCCAUUUUGCACUAUAACAGUGACGAUACCGGAAUUGUCCCCCUGGUCGACGUGGGCAUCGGAAACCCCCCUCAGGUCGUCCGGAUGGUCCUUGACACCGGCAGCAGCGACCUGAUCGCUGCGGAGACCGGCAGUACCGUCUGCAAAAGCCCAGAACAGCAGUGUACCAGGAGCAGAACCGGUCUCGUACUUGGAUCUUUCGAUCCGAGACAGUCUGAGGGGGUUGAGAAAGUGGCUGGCCAGGCUCUCGACACCAGUUUCGGUACCGGGGAAUCCUACAAAGGGCCGAUGGUCAAAGAAACGUUAACCCUUGGGGGCUCCCAGGUAUCGGCCGCCCAGAUCGGUUUGAUGGAGACCGGGUACAUCCCGCCGAAUACACCGUCUUUUUCUGUCUUCGGGAUUGGACCCAUGGGAAACGAAGGAACAGCUAAGCUGUACGUGAACGUCCCGGCUCACAUGAAGGAAAUGGGGGUCAUCAACAGAAACGCCUUCGGCAUAUACCUCAACGACUUUAGGGGUUCGGAGGGAUCGAUCACUUUUGGCGGCAUUGAUACGGCCAAGUUUGAAGGCAAACUCCAGGAAAUGCCUCUGGUCAGGGAUGAAAAUGGCAAGUUUGGGCAGUUUCUGGUAAGCUUCAGCUCGAUGUCAGUAAGCGGACGAGAAGGCACCGGUGCCUCUGCACAAGCGACCAACUUCGUCCCCCAGCCUAUUCCAGCUCUCUUGGAUACGGGCAAUCCGGCCUUAGAUCUGUCCCCCGAGCUGGUCACGAGGAUGGCAAGAGAGCUGCGCGUUGGUACCCGGAAAGACGGCGAUGUGACUAUGCUCAACCCGGUACCCUGUAGCUGGGGCGACAGUAUGAGCCUCGUCCUUGGUUUCAACCAGGACACUGUCAAGAUGAGCGUGCCAUUCAGUAUCCUCAUGGUUCCUGAGAAGGGUGGUGCUACUGGCCAGUGCAGUAUGCCGCAGAUUAUUGGCUCGAGGGAGGUCCCAUUCACAAGUCUUGGAGCACCAUUCCUCCAGGCAGUGUACGCCGUCUACGACAUGGAUCGAAACAGGAUUUCACUUGCACAGGCAAAAAUGAACACAACGGAAACGAACAUAGUGCCUUUCUAG